GAUAUAUGGAGAAGGAGGGAAGAAGGGAGGAUUGAGUGAGGAGAGCACAGAGUAGACACACUCCUUCACUCAGUCACUCUCCCCUUGCCAGUGACAUCCACCACUGCAACAUCUGCUGCCUGCCAGACCCGCUCCUCCUGUCAUGAUGACGACCCGCGCCCUCUGCCUGAGCUGCUUCGUCCUCCUCCUCGCGCUGCUCUCCCUGUCCCGUCAGGCUCGCGCCGAGCCGCGACGCACCACGUCGCCUCAGCGCCGAGCGGCCCGCGCGCCCGCCGCCAAGGUGCGCCUGGCGGGCAAUUAUCCCCGAGAGGCCCACGAGGGACGCGUGGAAGUGCUGCACAACAACACGUGGGGAAGCGUGUGCGACGAUGAGGUGGACAUCAAACUGGCGAACGUGGUGUGCCGCGAGCUGGGUUUCCAGGGCGGCGUCACGUGGGCUCACAGCGCCAAGUAUGGGGAAGGUUCAGGCCCAAUAUGGAUGGACAAUGUACGCUGCGAUGGCACGGAGAAGUCCCUGAAGGACUGCAAACACAACGGCUGGGGUGUAAAUGACUGUAAGCACUCUGAAGACCUGGGGGUGGUGUGUGCCCCUCAGCGCCGGCCCCAUCAGCCAGCCAUCACCAGGAGCCACACCACUGCCAGCAGGCCUCAUGGCAGCACCGCAGCUCAGUGGCAAGGCCAUGUGGCCUCUCAAAGGCAUCCGGGAUAUGGAUAUUAUGGAAAUGGACAUCAAUAUGAGCCCCCCAGAUUCCAAAGACAGCACCAUCUUUAUCAGGGUCACGGUAAAGUUCGAAUCGAAGAGGUGCGUCUGCGUCCCAUUCUCAUGGCUACCAAGCGGAAGAGCCUCAUUACCGAGGGUGUGGUGGAAGUGAAGCAUGCUGGGAGAUGGCGGCAAGUUUGCGACUUGGGUUGGAGUCUCAACAGCAGCCGGGUGGUGUGCGGGAUGCUCGGCUUUCCAGAGGCUACUCAGCACAAUGUGAAAACAUACAAGAAAAUAUGGGAUACCAAGGUAGCGGAUCCUUCAACAAGGCUGAGCAUCAUGGCAAAAAAGAAGGGAUUCUGGGUAGAAAAAGUUAACUGCCGGGGGACUGAGAACAGCCUGUCGGAGUGCCUCGCGCAGCUGUCCAUCCCUCGUAGUCCCAGUCCGUGUAAGAAUGGGAGACACGCCGUGGUCAAGUGUGUCCCGGGUCCUCAGUUUGCUCGCAUCUCCUCAGGACGACCCCAGGCCCCCUAUCCUGUUGUGCCUGUGCGUCUGAAGGCCGGCCCCAGACUGGGUGAGGGCCGCGUGGAGGUGCUCCGAGAUGGGAAAUGGGGAACCAUAGUGGAUCACUUGUGGGACAGACCUGCAGCCAGCGUGGUGUGCAGAGAACUGGGCUUCGGCACUGCGAAGGACGCCCUGCAGGGAGCCUUUAUGGGUCAAGGCACAGGACCUAUCCAUAUGAACAGUGUACAAUGUACGGGAUCAGAGCGCUCCAUCCUAGACUGCUAUUUCCAAGAAGUCCAACCCUGGACGUUCAAACACACCCAGGAUGCAUCAGUACGCUGUAACGUUCCUAAGACCGGGACAGAAAGCACGGUGCGGCUUGCUGGCGGCAGAGUCCCAACAGAGGGACGUGUGGAGGUGCUGAUGGAGGUUGGGGGUCGUAAACGCUGGGGCUCUGUGUGCAGUGAGAACUGGGGCAUAAACGAGGCCAUGGUGGUCUGCAGACAGCUCGGAUUCGGCUUUGCCGCCAGCGCUCACCAGGAGACCUGGUACUGGACCGGUGACCCAAAUGCAGCCGAAGUGAUUCUCACCGGGACUCACUGCGUGGGCACAGAGUUUUCAGUUCAGCAGUGUCGUCGCAACAACCACGUCCAUUGUCCUCGAGGAGGUGGAGCUAAGGCUGCAGGGGUCAGCUGCUCAGACACGGCGCCGGAUCUUGUUAUGGACGCCCAGCUGGUCCAGGAGACGGCCUACCUGGAGGACCGACCUCUGCACCUGCUGACCUGCGCCAACGAGGAAAACUGCCUGUCGUCUUCUGCCGCACGGAUGAACUGGCCGUACGGCCACCGGCGCCUGCUGCGCUUCUCCUCCCGCAUCAUGAACCUGGGCCGCUCCGAUUUCAGACCCAAAGCGACAAAAGACAGCUGGACAUGGCACCAGUGUCACAGGCACUACCACAGCAUCGAGGUGUUCACGCAUUACGAUCUGCUGACUCUUAACGGCACGAGGGUUGCAGAGGGACACAAGGCCAGCUUCUGUCUGGAGGACACGUAUUGCCCUGAGGGACUCCAGAAGCGGUUCUCUUGCUACAAUAUGGGCGAUCAGGGCAUCUCUGUGGGCUGCUGGGACACGUAUCGCCACGACAUCGACUGUCAGUGGGUUGAUGUGACAGACGUACGACCAGGAGACUACAUCUUCCAGGUGGAAGUUAAUCCGUCGAUGGACAUGGCUGAGUCGGACUUCAUGAACAAUGUCAUGAGAUGUCGGUGCAGAUACGACGGCCACAGGGUUUAUAUGUACAGCUGUCACGCAGGCGAUGCCUACAGCGCCGAGACCGAAGACCUGUUUGAGCACCAGAGGCAAAUCACCAAUAACUUUGUGUAGCCUACCGCAGAGUCCACCACAAAGAAGAACCCAGAGACCGUCCAGGGUGGGCUGCGGUCGGUGCCUCCCCCUGCUCUAUGACAAUCUUAGGACCCACUUUAACAGAGAACACAUCCUGAUGGAGCCUGCUCACCUCUUUGGCAGGUGGGAAUUAGCAGCGACCUUUGCAGAGACUCUAUUCUCAACUCAAAAAGCCAACGACAAAGGAGCUGCAAGGCGGUUCAACAUGCUUUUAUACUCUUGUUAAGGAAGAAGACUUUGGAUAAAGAUUCAAGCCAUAGUGACUUUUGUGAAUGUGGACUACUAACUUAAAAUUAGUGAUUCUUGGCGUAUACAUGUGACAGACCUCAGUGCCACCGCAGCUAAACAGCAAAAGAUACAAGAGUGAGUCCGACCUGAGAACAUGUGUGAAGCGUGUCUCUGUUAAGUAUCUUCCAAAGUCCUGUUUGAAAUCGAUCACCGUCAGUACUUCGCCAUUGGUGCUCUUUAACAAUACUGUAUGUCAAAAGAUUAACCUCAGUUUUGUUUGUUUGUUUUUUGUUUGUUUUUUUUUCAGGUGAAAGAUGUUGUAGUUACUUUAUCAUUAGUUUCAUUUUAACAAAAUGUAACUGAGCAUUUCAUAUCGAACAUACAAGAAGCAGUGACAGUUUUAUGGAACAAAGCACUUUAUCUUUUAAACAUCAGUAUUCUACUUUUACUCCUGCUCUAUUUCCAACUAGCCACCAAACUCAAAUAUCUAGGAUGUUUAUCUAAAAAUGACUUUAUGAAUUUUUACAUUCCAGAGAGUUAAAUAUAUGGUUGUGUUUUGUCUUCAUAUACAAUGUGCUAUUUAUGCUGUACUUUAUUUAUUCAAAGCAGUGACACACCGCAUGCUCAGUAAAGAUUUUGUUAGCUAGCAUUUAUUUAAAGAAAUUAUUUUUUUUCUAUGUAAUAUAAUCAGCCAAGGAAAACAAAAAUAUUUCAUUUAGUUGCUACAAAAUGUAGUCUUAGAACAAUCCCAUGUUGCAGAUGAACAAUUGUUGAUCUAUUUUUUUUUUUUUGUAUUUUAGUUAUUUAAACAAUUGUACGUACAGUAAUGUACAGUUUUUCUCUGAUGGGAGGGAAAGUUGUUCGGACAAAACCGCAGAACUGUGGUCGGCAGGCAGGCAGGCUGGGUUCGGAGAGUGUAUAAAAAGCCUUUUAAUUACGUCUGUUUGGUUAGACUUAAGGUUAGGGUUGAGAAUGAGGCUACAGCAUGUGCUUUAUUAAGAAACACUAUGGAACGGAUACAUAUGGAUUCCUGGAAAGAGAAGGAAUCUGGAGUUCCAUCAUAGCACAACCUCCAAGAAAGUGUCCGGUCCUCUGCGAUACUUAGCUCGGACGUUCGAAAGAAAGGAUACGAAAGUCAAACAGGAGAGCUGCAAACUGUCAAGCAGGGCGACUUCGACAGACGGUCGUUUUUUUUUUUUUACUACAAGGGCUGCUUUUUCGUAGGGAGCCGUGCAGAGACCAACCACAAAGUGGCAUUUUGUGCUCCCCAACGAGAACAACAUGUUUGUCUGGGAGAAAAAAAAUAAACUCCUCAAUUCAGGCUUCAGCACAGUAAACAGAGGCCUUAUUUCUGCUGAAGGUAAAGCCUGCUGAAAUUCACAGAAUCUCUGCUGAAUAAGUAAGUUGUAUUCCACCCAACAAUGAUGCAACUCCAUAUUGUUUUACAGCCCGGAGUGGAUGUUAAUGGUGUUGUUUCACCCGUUAAAGUGUUUGAUGUGUUUGGCUCGUUGUCUUUGCGGUCGAACCUGUUAAGACAGUUUUCUAGUGGACAGUGUCCAGGAAGGGACAUGCCAUUCAUGAGUACAGCCGCAGACUUCAUUAUGUUCUGUAACUGUUUUGUUAAAGUCCUCCGCAGGGUUGUCAUGAUGCCGACUUUGAAACGAAGCCCUGUCAGUCUUUUGCAGCAUUUAGUAACGUACGGCUGGUCAAACGUUCAGGUCUGCAGUUACAAAUGUUUUAGGUUAGUGUGGAUGAUCAGUUCAGAAAAUCCAAGGUUAAUGUUUGCUGAUGUGCUUUUCUGUCAUUUUGUGUUUGUGUACAAUUGAUUUCGACAUAUUACCAUGGUCCGUUCUGUGUGUUUUCAACUGUAUAUGCCAAUCCAUAUCGUAAGCUGGUUCAUAUUCAUCAUAUUGCUGUAUUACCGCCCAUGCUAUAGAUGUUGUGAUGGGAUAUCAUCUCUUUCAUGGCCAGUCGAGCUUUAAUUUUGACUUUCAAUCUGAGAGUGUGAUUCGUGUGGCGCUUAUCUACAAUCCUAAUUAUCAAAAGCUAUACUCUCAGGGACUUUGACCUCAUCUAAAGAGUAAAAAGAAAGAAAUAUUUCAUGUGAUGUGAUUUAGUUUCCUUUGAGCUGUGAUGUAUUUGUUUUUUUCUUUUAAUCACUAUUUCUACAAACAGUAAUCUGUGCCCACAUGUUUAUUUUACUGGUAAGAAUUUAAGGUAUGAAGGCGAUAAGCUUCUGUUACCAUUUUCCUUUUGGGGAAAAUUGGGAUCACUGAGGAUAAACACUGGCUGAGUCAGAGUCAAAUUUCAUCUCAAGAGUAACUCACAAACCUUUCAUUCAUCAUUACUGUGAAUCAAUAAAACUUCAUCACAUACUAA
Molecule: messenger RNA, 5215 nt
Organism: Salarias fasciatus (jewelled blenny)
Lineage: Eukaryota; Metazoa; Chordata; Actinopteri; Blenniiformes; Blenniidae
Gene: loxl4
Product: lysyl oxidase-like 4
Exons: 15
Coding region: 143-2587 (814 amino acids)
Biological process (GO): peptidyl-lysine oxidation; collagen fibril organization
Cellular component (GO): membrane
Molecular function (GO): copper ion binding; protein-lysine 6-oxidase activity
Source: RefSeq, a predicted model, not a curated record